Molecule: messenger RNA, 2774 nt
Organism: Ostrinia nubilalis (European corn borer)
Lineage: Eukaryota; Metazoa; Arthropoda; Insecta; Lepidoptera; Crambidae
Gene: ric8a
Product: synembryn-A
Exons: 8
Coding region: 157-1815 (552 amino acids)
Biological process (GO): G protein-coupled receptor signaling pathway
Cellular component (GO): cytoplasm
Molecular function (GO): G-protein alpha-subunit binding; guanyl-nucleotide exchange factor activity
Source: RefSeq, a predicted model, not a curated record
UUUAUCAAUCAAUCAAUUCAUAAUUUUUUUGCUUGUGUUUUUCAUUGUUGUUUCUUUCUCGUACUAUUUGGUCUCAUACCACCUGCACCGCACGCUGGUCAAUGCUCAUAGCCUUAAAGUUUUCGUGGUCGGAAAAAGUUAACUGAUCCGAUUAAAAUGAACGACGAAGAAAUAGAAAUAAUAAGUAGCAGCGCUGAUUUAAACGAAGUGGGCAAGGUUUUAAAAGAUUUUCUGAAAAAUAAUGAAAAUGUAUUUACAUUCCCCUUACUCUAUGAAGAAAACCGAAGAGUCAUUUUGUGGACAGCUCUGUUUCAGCGCCUUCAGCAAGAGUCAUCAGAGAAAAUACAUGAUUUGUGUUUAGCAGUAAUAAGAAUAUUGAGCCGAGACAAAACAGAAUUGGACAGUUUGGUCUGUGAGAAAUGGAUCACUACAUUAAUUGAGAGAGGAGGGUUAUACAAUUUUGUGAGUGUGGAAGAUGAAACAAAUUCACCAUUGGAUAUGCCAAACAAGGAAAUAGUUGUUGAGGCAUUGAAGUGUCUGUGCAACAUUGCCUUCAACAGCGAAGUGGCUAGAGCUCUGUGUGCACACACCAGCAUUGACCAAGCAUUAAUCGGUAGACUUAGAGUCUACAAAGACAUACCUUUUAAAGAAGAGGUGAUGCUUUAUGACAUGAAGCUACUUUUCAUCUUGACUGCUUUGAGGCAGGAUAUAAAGAAGAAAAUAAAAGAUGUGUUGCACGGCAUGGACUACCUGAUUAGUGGCUUGAAUGAGCUGUUGCUGGAAGCCACUUUGCCAGAGACUGAAGCGAAUGCCUCAGCCUGUGCCAUUGAUGAGCAAAGCCACUAUUUACUUCAGGACAGUCACCAAGGGAUAGCAUGUGAGAUUUUGAAGACACAAUUUAACUUGAUAAUCCACUCGGGGUCAGAUGAGCCUGUGGAUGAGGAGGAAGAGGCCAUGUACCUGAAGCUGAUGCCAGUCCUGGCUGCACUGCUGUGUGCACAGGCCACCAGUGAAGCCAAACUUAUGGAGCUACACAUCAAUAUUGCUAAUUUGUUAACAAGUGUACCACCAAUGUUCUAUUCCUAUCUGACUCCUGAGUUGACUGUGGGAGAAGUGUGCCAACACGAGUUUGAAGGCAGGAAUAUGGAUGCUUUGGAGGCCUUGGUGCAGUUAUUACAUCAUCGUUUGGAGAGCACAGCAGGCACAAAGAACCAGUACGAGGACUUAUCGCCAAUCCUGACGGUGAUGGUCAAAAGCGCGCGCGGGUGCCGAGCGCAGCGCAAGUGGUUACGCGGGCGCGUGCUACCGCCUCUUCGUGACGUAUCCCGUCCACCCGAGAGAGGCCGCACUACACGCAACCAGCUGUGUCGACUGCUGACCACACCAGUGACAGCCGUCAGGGAUCUGGUGGCUGAGUUCCUGUUUGUUCUGUGCAAGGAGAAAGUGGGUCGCAUGGUAAAGUACACGGGCUUCGGCAACGCGGCGGGGCACUUAGCACAGAAGGGGCUUCUGGGCGGCGGGCGCGGCGCCCAAUACUCGUCUAGCAGCGACGACUCCGAUACCGAGGAGUAUCUGGAGGCGGCGCCACAUAUCGACCCGGUGGUGGGAUGCACCAGGCCCCCGCGAGCCGACCCCUUCGAAGGCAUGACUGAGGAGCAGAAAGAGUACGAGGCGAUGAAACUAGUGAACCUCUUCGACAGGAUGGUUUCGGAAGGCGUGGUGAAGCCGGCGCGGGUGGGUCCCGACGGCAGGCCGCAGCCCAUCGAACACGUGAUGGAGUUCCGCGAACACGUGCCCAACAGGCCGCAGUCUUAGGCUUCACCUUUGCAAUGCCAGUGCUCACAGACCUGCCCUUUAUUUGCCGCGAUAGCACAGUCUAUAAGAGAGGGUUACAUCUGAGAUCAGGCAUUUAAAUGGUUAAUAUAAUAUAAAUCAGCAUACCACGCGAGUGAAAUUCAGGCCCGAAUGAAACUCAAGUUGAAUUCGAAUUUUGAGUUUUUAACAUCUUACAAAAACCUUAAAACGACUCAGACCAACGAGUGUAGAAACUACUGGAGCAAUGAAGAGUCUAAUUGAGGAUCAAAUUUCAUUGGGUUGUUUGAAAAUCUUUUUUGAAUUGGCAUUAAUAUGGCUAUGAUACAAAGGCAUUCCCUUGGGAUACAAAGAUGUACCCUACAACGAUUUUAUAAUACACCACCGCUGUACCACGCGUGUCAUGACUUUUUCCAUUACACAAACAUAUUUUGGCGCUUCCUUUGCCUAGUAAAAUUGUGGCCAAGACACGUGCUGUACAACCUAUUUGACGUCAUGAGCUGGUUUCCAUACAGGGUUGUCAUUUGACAGCGUCGCGCGCUAUAGCGAUAGCGACAUACCUAACAACAAAACUAUAAUCUUAUAUGUUGUAAUAUGUUCUUCACGGAUUGUACUACUAUCUCGUAAUACCUACUAUUACAAAUUAUGUACUGCUGUAAGUAAUGCAAGUGGAUUAUCCAAUGUGAGAUUGAAAUAUUUAUUAUUUAUAAAUAAAUAAAUUAUUUAGUAAUUAUCGCAUGACUAACAUUUUAGAAUGAUUCUAUCUUCAGUAGAUAAUAUGUAAUUAUAUUAGUUAAUGGUAGAUGUUUAAGAAUAAGAAGAGAAAGACUAGUGAUAUUGGUAGGCAAGCAGGUUGUGGAGAUAUCAGUGAUGGAAGCCAGAAAAUAUGUAUGUAGUAUCUACUAAACUGCCUUUUCAGGGUGUCUAUAUUUAUUUAUUUAGAAAUAUACUUUUAAUAUACA